This is a messenger RNA of Lolium rigidum, 1521 nucleotides long. Its product is annotated as transcription factor HBP-1a-like. Gene Ontology annotation, biological process: regulation of DNA-templated transcription. Lineage: Eukaryota; Viridiplantae; Streptophyta; Magnoliopsida; Poales; Poaceae. Gene Ontology annotation, cellular component: nucleus. Gene Ontology annotation, molecular function: DNA-binding transcription factor activity; sequence-specific DNA binding. The transcript is spliced from 14 exons. Bases 215 to 1249 code for a protein of 344 amino acids. The record is from RefSeq and is a predicted model, not a curated record.
GCCGCCGCCGCCGCCCUCCUGCCUGCCGCAUUCCUGGCUUGGUGCCCUCGCGGGAUUCGUUCGAGUUGCGCCGGUUUCCUCUCGCCGGCGGGGAUUCACCCGUGCCGCGAGCCUGAGCGCGCAGUAGGUCUUUGGGUCAGUUACUAUUGGUAUUCUGGUUGUGAUGGAGUGAUUUGGAAGACUGGGCCGCCCGGAAGCUUUGUUGGUGGACCUGAUGGGGAGCAACGAUCCUAGCACGCCGUCCAAGGCUUCAAAGUCGUCGGAACAGGAACAACCUCCAGCCACUACCUCUGCAACUACAGCUCCAGUUUACCCUGAAUGGCCCGGCUUUCAGGGAUACUCAGCGAUGCCACCACAUGGGUUUUUCCCCCCUCCUGUUGCUGCAGGCCAGGCUCAUCCAUACAUGUGGGGAGCUCAGCAUAUGGUACCACCUUAUGGGACGCCACCACCACCUUAUAUGAUGUAUCCACCAGGAACAGUAUAUGCCCAUCCCUCCACUCCUGGUGUGCAUCCAUUUCAUUAUCCUAUGGCAACAAAUGGAAAUGUGGAACCUGCUGGAGCUGCUCCAGGUGCUCCAGAAGUGAAUGGGAAAAAUGAGCCCGGCAGAACAUCUGGUCCAUCUGCCAACGGGGUUACAUCGAACAGUGAAAGUGGAAGUGAUAGUGAGAGUGAAGGAAGUGAUGCCAAUUCUCAAAAUGAUUCACAUUCAAAGGAGAAUGAUGUAAAUGAAAAUGGCAGUGCUCAGAAUGGUGUAUCUCAUUCAUCUUCGCAUGGCGUAUUUAAUGAAACCAUGUCGUUGGUUCCAGUACAAUCAGGUGCAUUGAUAGGGGGAGUUGCUGGUCCUGCGACAAACUUGAAUAUAGGAAUGGAUUACUGGGGUGCUACUGGUUCUUCACCUGUUCCUGCAAUGCGCAGCAAAGUAGCGUCUGGUUCAGCUCGAGGAGAGCAAUGGGAUGAAAGGGAACUGAAGAAGCAGAAAAGGAAGCUGUCUAAUCGGGAAUCAGCACGCAGGUCCCGUCUCCGCAAGCAGGCCGAGUGUGAAGAGCUCGGCCAACGCGCUGAAGCUUUGAAGGCAGAGAACUCGUCUCUUAGGGUCGAGCUUGAACGGAUCAAAAAGGAGUACGAGGAACUUCUUUUAAAGAAUACUUCUCUAAAGGAGAAGCUAGGGGAGACUGGCGGCGAUGCGGUACCCGACAUGAACAAGCGGAACGACACCAACGGCAGCCACCACGAGCAGAAGGAAGCCUGACCAGUGCAACACGGAGUCCGCUACUUACUUAGCUCCAAUGACUACGAUUCUUGUAAUAGAUCAACUGCAAAUUUGCUACACAAUGAUUUUCUUUUAGUUAUCAAAGCGUCCUCUGUGCCAGUCCCAGGUUCUGAGAAUGGCAUGGCAAGCUGUUGCUACCUGCAGCACUACUUACUCCUUACACCUUGUUCUUCUCAUGCUAUUGUGGAAAAUAGAAAUCAUUUGUGCACUCCUACUUUUAUACAGAGAAUACUCAUUUGAAGUUUUGUUCA